CUCCAUGGACAAAUGCAUCUCAAACACACCACCUGAAUUAACAAGCAGGUAUAUAUAAGCUACUAGCUAAUUAAGAAGGGCAUUAGAAUGGCUUCGUCUUCCUUCCUGCUCCUCGCCACUCUUCUUGCCAUGGCCUCAUGGCAAGGCAUGGCUUCGGAUCCCAGCCCUCUGCAGGACUUCUGCGUUGCCGACAUGCACUCACCUGUGCUUGUCAAUGGAUUUGCUUGCCUGAACCCAAAGGACGUGAACGCGGAUCACUUCUUCAAGGCAGCAAUGUUGGACACUCCUCGGAAGACGAACAAAGUUGGGUCUAACGUCACACUGAUCAACGUCAUGCAGAUCCCUGGCCUCAACACACUCGGCAUCUCAAUUGCACGUAUUGACUAUGCACCGUUAGGUCAAAACCCUCCCCACACUCAUCCUCGUGCCACCGAAAUCCUCACGGUGCUUGAAGGAACACUCUAUGUCGGCUUCGUCACGUCUAACCCAGAUAACAAGUUUUUCUCCAAAGUGCUCAAUAAGGGUGAUGUGUUCGUAUUCCCUGUGGGGCUCAUCCACUUCCAAUUUAACCCUAACCCCUACAAGCCCGCGGUCGCAAUUGCCGCACUUAGCAGCCAGAACCCUGGUGCCAUCACCAUUGCAAAUGCGGUGUUUGGGUCGAAGCCACCAAUCUCCGAUGAUGUUUUGGCCAAGGCAUUCCAGGUCGAAAAGGGGACAAUAGAUUGGCUCCAAGCCCAGUUCUGGGAGAACAACCAUUACUGAUCAUCUUACUGAUUGCAUUUAAGAAAAAGUUAUGUGCAGUUACAGAGAUCCUGCAUAAUUAACUUUAUAUACUACAAUAAAAUGACUUCUAUUUCGUGUACCACUACUAGCUAUAUUCUGUGAUGUAAUUCCAAUACAUGUGUAUGGUUUUCCUGUUUAAUUAAUGAAAUACAGUGUUCUUUGUGACAAAAAAAAA
Messenger RNA from Oryza sativa Japonica Group (Japanese rice), 958 nucleotides. NCBI's taxonomy places the organism in Eukaryota, Viridiplantae, Streptophyta, Magnoliopsida, Poales, Poaceae. The record is from RefSeq and is a predicted model, not a curated record.